Molecule: messenger RNA, 966 nt
Organism: Trichophyton rubrum CBS 118892
Lineage: Eukaryota; Fungi; Ascomycota; Eurotiomycetes; Onygenales; Arthrodermataceae
Exons: 1
Coding region: 1-966 (321 amino acids)
Biological process (GO): maturation of SSU-rRNA from tricistronic rRNA transcript (SSU-rRNA, 5.8S rRNA, LSU-rRNA)
Cellular component (GO): small-subunit processome; 90S preribosome; nucleolus
Molecular function (GO): protein binding
Source: RefSeq, a predicted model, not a curated record
AUGAGCGGGUUUCUGAAAUACACAGACACCUCGACCGGUCAACUGGUUGCUGAAAUACCAACUCGAAAGGGAAGUCCGACAUCCCUAUGCCAGAACCCUCAUAAUGCCAUCCUACACGUUGGACAUCAGAAUGGAACUGUCAGCUUGUGGUCUCCAAAUUCGCAGACCGCAUUGGUGAAAGCUCUAGUUCACCGUGGCCCGGUACGGUCAGUCGCCGUGGAUAAACAAGGCCGAUACAUGGUAUCAACAGGCCAGGACCAGAAAAUGGCUGUAUGGGAUAUUCGAAUGUUCAAAGAAGUACAUUCAUACUACGUGCAUCAACCUGGCUCGACAGUGACUAUUAGUGAUCGAGGUCUAACGGGAGUUGGCUGGGGAACUCAAGUCAGUGUAUGGAAGGGGCUGUUUCAAGCCGCUCGGGAAGACCAGGAGAAGGUCAAGAGUCCUUACAUGGCAUGGGGAGGUAACGGACAGCGUGUUGAGGGCAUACGAUGGUGUCCAUAUGAGGAUGUGCUCGGUAUAGCGCACGACAAGGGCUUCUCAAGCAUGAUUGUACCUGGGGCCGGCGAACCUAACUUCGACGCAAUGGAAGCCAACCCUUACGAAACUACCAAGCAGCGACAAGAAGCUGAAGUCAAGUCUUUGUUAACGAAGUUACAGCCUGAGAUGAUAUCUCUCAAUCCUGAUUUCGUUGGUAAUCUUGAUUUGACUAGUGACAAGGCUCGACGAGAAGCCAGAGACCUGGAUAAGAAGAAGGAAGAUAUUGCCGAAAAACUAAAGAAUCGUGGCCGAGGACGAAAUAGUGCCUUGAGGAAGUAUCUUCGGAAACGAGGAGGCAAGAAUAUUAUAGACGAAAACAGGUUGAAGGUCGAGGCUAUGAGAAGGGAACAGAACGAGAGGUUGAAGGAGAAACGCCGCAGGGAGAGAGAGGCCUUAGGACCGGCACUAGAGAGGUUCGUGAAGAAGUAG